AAAUUCAAUUGUUCCCACUCAAAUGAGGAGCUUUAUCUUUAUUUAUCCGCUUUGCAAGCUCACCAGGCAAUAACACUUUGCAAGUUCCCCACUGAAAAGUAUAAAAAGUUUUAGCUGGGCAUCCACCAAGCAAUAACGCUUUGCAAGUUCCAUGAAAUUCAAUUGUUCUCUUCUCACAAAGAUGACGAACUUUAUAUUUAUCCGAAGGCAAAUUUCACGUUGUGUUAAGGGAGUCCAAGGAACUCAGAUACCUAGGUGAAGCACAGCAACCAACCAUUCAUAUAAACAGAAGCCAGAAAGAAGGGAAGAUGGCUGAGUUUGCAGUUUCGGCUGUCGUCGAAAAGCUCACGAGCUGUAUCACUGAAGAAGCACUUCUCUUGGAAGGUGUGGGUGGCAAAGUUGAGCAACUACGAAACGAACUGCGGUGGAUGCAAAGUUUCCUCAAGGAUGCAGAUGCAGAGCAGGAGAAAAAUGAAAGAUUUCGCAAUUGGGUGUCUCAAAUAAGAGAAGUGGCUUUGGAUGCCGAAGAUGUUAUAGCAACUUACAUUGCAGAAGCAGCAUCUCACAGUUCAUGGAACAUAGCUGCAAAGUUAAUCAAUCUUCACCAGGCAGGAAAGAAGAUUAGAGAAAUCAAAUUUACGGUCCAAAACAUUUCAAGCCAAAAAGAACAUUUUGGGAUCACUGGCACUGCUCGAGAGGGACGUGAAAGGACGAGUGCUUCCCCAAAUGAAAGGCUUCGAUGGUGGAGACAUACAUCACCCAAUAUCGAGGAAGAUGAUUUGGUUGAUCUUGUAGAAGAUACCAAAGCAUUGCUAACACAACUGUCUAGCAUGGACCCGCAUCGCCGUGUGGUUUCUAUUGUGGGCAUGGGGGGUCUGGGCAAAACCACUCUUGCGAAAAAAUUGUACAACCAUUGUGAUAUCACAAAACAAUUUGAUUGCAAAGCGUUUGUUUAUGUAUCUAAUGAUUACAGUAGAAGGGACACUCUACAAGGAAUAAUUGCAGCUACAAUUCCUAAUUGCAAUAUGGAGGAUUUGACGAAACUAGCAGAGGAGGCGUUGGUAUUGAAGCUGUACGAAUUGUUGAAGGAGAGAAGGUAUCUAGUGGUUCUUGAUGAUAUCUGGCAAACAGAGGUCUGGGAUAGCAUGCAAUCUGCAUUUCCAAGGGGAAAGAUGGGAAGUAAGGUGAUGCUCACCACCCGAAAUAAGGAAGUUGCUUUAUAUGCAGAUCCAAUGAACGAACCCAUUGAACCGCGAUUUCUAACACAAGAACAAAGCCUUUUACUGCUUCGCAAAAAAGCAUUCCCGGGAAUGAAUGAAAUGCCUCCUGAUUUGGAGAAUCUCGGAAGACAGAUGAUGGCGAAAUGCGGUGGUCUGCCACUAGCAGUGGUAGUGCUGGGAGGAUUAUUGUCCACGAAAAGGAAGACCGUAGAGGAAUGGAGACGCGUGCUUCAAAGCAUCGACUCACGCCUGAUUGAUCAAGAUCGUCUUUCUGCAAUUUUAGCUCUAAGCUACAAUGAUUUGCCUUUCCCCUUAAAAUCGUGUUUUCUGUAUUUGGGUAUUUUCCCUGAGGAUUCCUUUAUAUCGAAAACAAAGUUGAUACAAUUGUGGGUUGCAGAAGGAUUCUUACUACAACAAGGAGAAGAAGCCGCGGAAGGUGUUACCGAAUGCUUAAACAAGUUGGUUGAUAGGUGCAUGAUCCAGGUAGGAACACUAACCUCACUUGGAAGUCUUAAAGCCGUUCACAUGCAUGAUGUUCUCAGAGACUUCUCUAUCUCCAAGGGCAAAGAGGAAAGUUUUCUUGAAAUUUAUAGUGGGCAGAAAAUUGAAUCGCCAACAUCACAACGGACCAAAUGUCGAAGGCUUGCAAUCCAUGGUGACCAUCAUGAUUUGUAUGUUUUUCUAAAGCCAUAUGCCUCCUGCUUACGCUCCCUUCAGUUUUUCAACAUAAGGUAUUCAAAACUCGACUUUGUUUUCAAGGAUUUCAAGUUGCUCAAGGUCCUAGAUGGUGUUCCCUUUCCAUCGCGAGCACUAAGUGCCGUAGGAAACCUAAUUCAACUGAGGUAUCUAGGAGUCGUAUUAAUGAGAUCUCAUAUGCGGCAACUUCAAGUCAAGCUUCCUCGAUCGAUUGGAAAACUGAAGAAUCUACAAACACUUAAAGUAGAAACUUCCGAUGCAGACUUCCGAUGGUGUUAUUUUCCCGAUGUUAUUUGGAAGUUGAAGAAUUUGAGACAUUUGCUGCUCGGCCAAGUCAUAAUAAUGAAUUUUAGAUUGAACACCAUAAACAAUUUAACUAAUUUGCGACGACUGCAAAUAGCACUAUUAUCGCAGCCAGAACAUUUAAAGUCAGUGGUUUCCAACAUAGAGAGAUUGCACUGCCUUGAAUCCUUGUCGCUGGAUUUCUAUCUGUCCAAUUCAACAUUGCCAAGAGCCAUAAGCCUUUCUCAUUUGGAGCAUCUCCGCAAGCUCCAUUUGGAAGGGGAAAUAAAAAAGCUACCUGAUCCACACCAAUUCCCACCGAGCCUCAUCAAGCUAAGUCUUUUUAAUUCUGAUCUCGAGGAAGAUUCAAUCGUUAAGCUUGGGAGCUUGCCAAACCUAAAGAUGCUUCUCUUGGGAUUGAACUCAUGGAACUGGACAAAACUGGUUUGCUCCUCCUCAGAAGGGUUUCCUCAAUUGCACAUUCUACAUUUACAAUGUUUAUGGUUUUUAGAGGAAUUGAUAGUGGAAGAAUGGGCAAUGAUGAAGCUCAAGAAUCUAAAGAUAAGCCGCUGUCGAGGAUUGCGAAAGAUUCCAGAACGAUUUAAGUUAUUGACUACAUACUGUUGAAGGAAGGGGAUUUAUUUUGACUGGUCUGUCUAUAUCUAUUUCUUUAGAUUUCUCCUUUUUCGCUGUUCUGUCUAUUUCCUCCAGUUCUACUAGCUAUUUGGGUUAUUUUGCAGGUUUUUUGUAUGGAUUUUCCUAAUAAAAGUUUGUUGUUCGUCAAGUGCUAAUUUCUGAAAGAAAAUACUAUGUAAUUGAGUUGAGGGCGGGUUUGCUUUGUUUUGC
Prunus mume (Japanese apricot) is the source of this 3044-nucleotide messenger RNA. NCBI's taxonomy places the organism in Eukaryota, Viridiplantae, Streptophyta, Magnoliopsida, Rosales, Rosaceae. The record is from RefSeq and is a predicted model, not a curated record.